GGUCACUCGAAAAUCGUCACUAUGAUGUGAAGUAUGAUUAUUCGGCCCGAAUUCCUGAAACUACUCACAAAAAUUAAGAAAUGCUUUCCAAAUUGCUUCCAAUUCUGAUUCUGCAAGGUGGCCGAAGAACGUAUUCCUUGUGCUCGAGAGAUUACACCAUCCCCACAAGUAACCACACCCUAACUGGUCAAAUUUUAAAGGUUCCAAACCUAAAUUCGCAGGAAAGAUGUUUUGGUACGCACAUUGUUGUCCGGCAUAAGAGAGGUCGGUUCUACACCGACAUUGGCGAGCUCCGGGCUGUAUUGGUAUACUCCAUCAGGGACGGUGUGAUGACCAUCAACAGCACCAACGUCCCGGAGGAACUGGGCGGACAUGGCAUUGGGAAGCUACUGGCCAAGUCGGCACUGGACUACGCACUGUUGAAUGGGCACUUCAUUAUUAUAAGGUGUCGGUUUGUCCAGCACUACAUCGACAAGUAUGAGCCGCAAUACGCCAAGUACAUAUUAAAUUAGGGAACCGAAAACAAAACUUCAAAAUUGUCGACACAAUCAAACUGAACACAAAUAAAUCCCCCCACUAUGCACAUAGACACCAUACAUAUAAACGUAUAUUUGCGUUCAGAUUUGUUGAAUUCCUUCGGUUUUUGAAAAAUUACAUGAAAAUAAUUUGAAUUGGCUUAUUUUUAAAUUAUUUCAAAAUUUCUAAACCGAAAGGUAACAGAUUAUAUUUAAUGACGAAAUUACGGUUUCUUAUAUAAGCUAUUUUGUUAUGCUUCUAAAAACAAAUGUUUUAUUACCUCUUUAAAAUAUGUAAACUAGUUUUCACAAUAUAUUUUAAAAAAUUGUUAAUUUCCAU
This is a messenger RNA of Drosophila melanogaster (fruit fly), 855 nucleotides long. RefSeq lists its product as uncharacterized. Bases 81 to 512 code for a protein of 143 amino acids. The transcript has a single exon. Lineage: Eukaryota; Metazoa; Arthropoda; Insecta; Diptera; Drosophilidae. Gene Ontology annotation, molecular function: transferase activity; acetyltransferase activity. The record is from RefSeq and is marked reviewed.